Molecule: messenger RNA, 543 nt
Organism: Gastrolobium bilobum
Lineage: Eukaryota; Viridiplantae; Streptophyta; Magnoliopsida; Fabales; Fabaceae
Product: small ribosomal subunit protein eS28
Exons: 2
Coding region: 150-347 (65 amino acids)
Biological process (GO): maturation of SSU-rRNA; ribosomal small subunit assembly; translation
Cellular component (GO): cytosolic small ribosomal subunit; ribosome
Molecular function (GO): structural constituent of ribosome
Source: RefSeq, a predicted model, not a curated record
UGUCAUUUCAGGAAUCACUCGACUCUGUAUAAAUCUUCAGCAAAACUAGGGUUUUCUUUCUCCGCAGUUUUACUGGUCAAGAAGGGAAAGCAGCCGUCACUAAACCCUAAGCAUAGCCCCUUUUUCCCUUCGUCUUUGAUCAGCUCAGGAUGGAGUCUCAGGUGAAGCAUGCUAUUGUUGUCAAAGUUAUGGGUCGUACUGGAUCCAGAGGACAGGUGACCCAGGUUAAGGUGAAGUUUUUGGAUGAUCAGAACCGUCACAUUAUGAGGAAUGUGAAAGGACCAGUGAGAGAAGGAGACAUUCUCACACUACUCGAGUCUGAAAGAGAAGCAAGAAGGUUGCGCUAGGGUUUUUUAUGCGUUUGUCUCCAAAUUUAGUCAAAACAAUAUUUGUGGUAGUUAGUGGAUGCCAAAACAUUUAGCAUCCUACUAUUAUUGUCUUUGGAUCUAUUUUCUUUUGGUAUUUUGGCUUGAGUUUUGAUGUUUCUAGUUUAAUCUUCUAAGAUUGGAAUGUGAGUUUGGAUUAAAUGUGAUUUUUCUUCUA